Messenger RNA from Closterium sp. NIES-65, 2796 nucleotides. The record is from the annotation of a GenBank genome assembly. Lineage: Eukaryota; Viridiplantae; Streptophyta; Zygnematophyceae; Desmidiales; Closteriaceae.
AUGGCUCGGAGGUCCACGAUCCGAGCGUUCGUCGGUCUUGCCCUCGCGCUUACCGCGUCGGCACUCGUGAUCGAUCCCACAGACCCCUCGUCCCUAGGGCAACUGGAGGCGAUGCAGGAGCUGAAGCUCGGCUUCGAGGGGAGCAAGCCCUCUGCGCUCGCCACGUGGACCACCAGCGACCCCUGUGACGGCACGUGGGUCGGCGUCACGUGCGCGCGGCCCGGCGUCAUCACUAGACUCGAUUUGUGCGACAUGGGCAUCGCAGGCGCGUUGUCGCCGUUCAUCGGCAACCUCACGGGGCUGCUGCAGCUGCGGCUGUGCAACAACCAGAUCGCCGGACAGAUCCCUCCCGAGCUCGGCAAGCUGUACUCGGUACAAGAAGUCGAGCUACAGAACAAUAAAUUCACGGGCGAGCUGCCUACCGAGUUGGGCGGCAUGGCGACGUGCACGCACCUUUACCUCUUCGGAAACAAUCUCUCCGGCGCCAUCCCUGCCGCUCUUAAAGCCCCGCUCCCCGCAACUCCCGCUCCGGUGGAGGACCCCGCGGAUGAGGCGGGAAGCCUCCCUCCGCUGAUCACCGCGCCGCUCCCCAACUGUCCGCCGUGUGCGGGGGACGAUCUGCCCGGGCUCGAGGACGGGUGCACGUGCGCCAAGCCGUCGCUGCUCAAGAUUCGUUUCAAGGACCUGGACUUCGCGGCUUAUAACGCGAAUCAGGAGGACGUGCUGCUCGGCGAGCUGUCCCGCGCGCUGCAGCUGGAGCCACGUCAGCUGAUGGUGAUCGGGCGCGAGCCGGGCAGCGUGAUCCUGUACCUGGCGGUGCUGCCCGUGAACGGGUCGGCGCUGGACGCGCGGCAGGAGGCGAAGAUAGUGGACGCCGUCACGGGCCACCGCGUGAUUCUAUCCAAGGCCUUCAAAGACUACGAAGUGCUCGGAGCGCCCGGCCUCGCGUUCAAGCCGUCGCAAGAGUCGCAGAACGCCGACGCCGAGUCGUCUUCCGCGUCUUCCGGCGCAUCUUCCGGCCUCAGCACCGGAGCCAUCAUCGGCAUCGUUGUCGCGUCGCUCGCGGCCGCGCUGGUUAUCGCGGCGCUCUUCUGCCAGCUGCUGACGUGGCGCCGCGACAGGAACGCCGCGCGCCGAGCUGACGUGGAGAACUCGCGGAUGGCCAAGCCAUCUGGGGAAGGUGGGAUUUGCCACGUGGCAGCCCCUUUCCGCCCGUCAAGCCGUCGAUCUCAGGAGGGAAACUCGUUUAACGAGCCCGCGCUCUCCUUCCGCAGCGGCAUCCCCGGCACCCCCGCCGGGGCGCACGCGAAUGGCUGCGGCGACAGCGUCGCGGGAACGCCGCGCGACACGCCCGGAGUGUCGGAGCGAAGCUUCGCGUUCCAAGGCGCGAGCUCGCCCACCUCCCCCUCGAACACCGCCGGAUUGUGCGGCGGCGACAACGGCGACGACCCGCGGACUCCGGAAAUCGGGACGACGCGGACGGUGGGCGACGCGGAGGGCGGAGGCACCCCUCAGGAGGUGAUGGAGAUUAAAAAAAUCGGUCUCAAGGAUAUCCACGCGGCGACGCAGGGGUAUUCGAAGGCGAACUUGAUCGGCGACCGCGGGCACGGGCGCAUGUACAAGGCGGACUUCUCGAGCAAGGCGCGCGUGCAGAUGGCGGUGCUGCUCGAGCUCUCCGGGGAGAAGCUCGACGAGGCGGAAUUCGCGGCGGCGGUCAAGGCGCUGGGGGACCUGUGCGUGCAGUCGAACCGCCUCGUGGCGAUCAUGGCGUAUUGCGCGGAUAAGGGCCAGCGGUGGGUGGCCUAUGAGUAUCUGCCAGGUGGCAGCCUCAAGGACCACCUGCACGGGGACCUGCGCUUCGAGCGCGCGCUGACGUGGCAGAAGCGCGUGCAGAUCGCGGUCGACGUGGCCGCGGCACUGGAGUUUUUACAUGAACAGUGCGAGCCGCUCGUGAUUCACCGCGACGUGUCGGCCGACAACGUGGUGCUGGACGGCGAGCUGCGCGCGAAGAUUAAAGACGUCGGCAUCCACACGCUCGUGCGCGAUUGGUCGGAGGGCCGCGCCGUGUCGCCGUCCGUGCUGGGGUCCAUGGGGUACCAGGCGCCCGAGUUCCGCGUGAGCGGCGAGCAGACGGCGCGGUCCGACGUGUUCAGCUUCGGCGUGGUGCUGCUGGAGCUGCUGACCGGCCGGAAGCCCGUUGACUCGUCGCGACCCAAGGGGCAGCAGUCGCUGCUGACGUGGGUGCUGCCGCACCUGGAGAACAGGCUCGCCGUGACGAGCCUGGUGGACCCGUACCUGCGGCUCAACUCGACGCUCGACCCCAAGUCGCUGCACCUGUUCGCGCUGGUGGCUGCGCACUGCCUGCAGCACGAGCCCGAGGACCGCCCGCGCAUGGCGGAGGUGCACAGCCAGCUGCAGCACCUGCUGCUCUCGCUCUCCCCCGACGGCCUCCCCUCCCCCAUCUCCCCCAACGCGGCCUCCGCCUCCCCCCUCUCUCCCGCCUCCCCCGCCUCCCCCAUGUCCCCCAUCCCCAACCUCACCGCCGCGUCCCCCUGCACCCACGCUCCGAGCCCUGAUGCGGAGAACGAGAGCUGCUCGGUGGCGGAUUCAGGCACCACGAGUGGCACGCACGUGUCACACUCAGCACGGCGCUACGACCAGAAACGCUGGGUGCAGGUUACCCCCGGCCCAAACACUGCCGUGAAGACCCACGCUAGUGCCGUGACUCCCGCUGCUGAUGCCGCUGCUGGUGUGGCGAAUGUGCGCUCACCACUUGCGCCGGUGAUCAACCUGUGA